CUCCUAAAAACCGAAACUUAAAACCCUAUAGCUAGCUGAUCAAUAGUUAAGGAUAUGUCUGGUGUUUGGGUGUUCAACAAUGGUGUGCUUCGACUAGUGGGGAACCCUGGAAGUGAUUCCUUUCAGGGUUUGGCCCGACGUAAGGUCUUGGUUCAUUUACCCUCCAACGAAGUGGUUACUUCAUACAAUGUACUCGAAAGAAUCCUGUCAUCAUUCGGGUGGGAAAGGUACUAUGAUGAUCCUGAUUUGUUGCAGUUUCACAAAAGGUCAACCGUGCAUCUCAUUUCUCUCCCUAAACACUUUAACAAGCUCAAAUCGAUGCAUAUGUAUGAUAUAGUCGUCAAGAACCGGAACAUGUUCGAAGUAAGAGAUAUGUACAUUGACUAAUGAACAUAUAUGUUGUGUUUUCUGUCUGAAUUACUCUCACAUUGAAGUCAGUGGGUUGUUUGUUUGUUAGGUGUAAGUAUGUACCUUAAAUCGCUUAAAAAGUUACUCCAAGUUCUAUUAUAUGAGUUCCUCAUAAUGUUUGAGUGAGCUCAAAUUUGAAGUUUCUUUUCUUUUUAAGAUUUAAGAAGCUAAUUUCAUGUGGAUCAAGGGUUGAUUAGUGUU
This is a messenger RNA of Helianthus annuus (common sunflower), 609 nucleotides long. RefSeq names its product flowering-promoting factor 1-like protein 3. The record is from RefSeq and is a predicted model, not a curated record. The transcript has a single exon. Gene Ontology annotation, biological process: regulation of flower development. The coding region runs from base 55 to 387 and encodes 110 amino acids. NCBI's taxonomy places the organism in Eukaryota, Viridiplantae, Streptophyta, Magnoliopsida, Asterales, Asteraceae.